Molecule: messenger RNA, 2613 nt
Organism: Mollisia scopiformis
Lineage: Eukaryota; Fungi; Ascomycota; Leotiomycetes; Helotiales; Mollisiaceae
Exons: 5
Coding region: 1-2613 (870 amino acids)
Cellular component (GO): membrane; cytoplasm; microtubule
Molecular function (GO): GTPase activity; microtubule binding; GTP binding
Source: RefSeq, a predicted model, not a curated record
AUGUCAGGAACCUCAAACGCGAGCACCCUCAGAAUCCAUCAAAGAACAACUUUUGUACCGGACUUUGCACCGCAGACUUGUCUAACCCGAGCUACGACCAUUUUGCUAAUCGGAGAUACCGUUUUACGGCUACCUGGAUUUCUCUGCGGGGUCGAACUUGCGAUGAAGUCUCCAACUCCACUUGAGUUUCCUAACCUGCAGAGGCUCCAGCCUCAGGAGCAGGAUGAGCUUCUGGAUGCCAUCGGCUCCUUACAGUUACAGGGACUUCGGGAUAAAGUCCCCGUGCCACAAUUGGUCGUUUGCGGAUACAACAAUAGCGGGAAGAGUUCCAUCUUAGAAGCCGUCUCUGGCAUCCCGUAUCCCAAUGAAACCAGAUUCACAACCGAAUUCAUCUUCCGCAGGACUUUGAAGAGUGCAAACAGUAUUUCGAUCAUUCCGUCGCACAAAAAUGUCCACAGGAGUCCCGUCGAGCUCGAUAACCUGAAAAACUUUGAGCACGAUCUGAAGACGGGCGAAGAUCUUGUGGCGUUGUUCGACAAAGCUGGAGCGGCUAUGGGACUUUCUACUUCGGGAGCAGCUUUCUCGACGGACAUUCUGAGAGUAGAGAUAUGCGGGCCUUCACACCCACAGCUCACACUUGUGAACUUACCCAACUUUAUUUCCGCAGCAGAUCAAAUUCAGCUUGGUCACGGCGUUAGUGUUCUUGACCUGUACAAAAUGAUAGAGAGGUAUUUCCAGGAUCCCAACAGCAUCGUCUUAGCUGUCUUAUCAGCUCGAAAUGAGCUUCAAUUUCAGACCAUUCUCGACCUUACUUACAAGCACGAUCCGAAACGCCAGCGGACUAUCGGCCUCAUUACACAACCAGAACUUAUUGCGGCAGAUUCCAAAGAACCGUCACAGAUGAUUACUUUGGCAAAGAAUGAGCGGAUCCAUCUUGAGUUGGGAUGGCACGUGUUAGGCGGUCUAGAUUAUGCCGAUCCGAAAAGUCCGUCAGGGAUACCAGAUAUUCAGGACACCAGCUUCUUUGAAACGAGCAGAUUCAAUCGCUUGCCAAUGAGCACGGUUGGCAUUACAUCCCUACGCACCCGCUUGAAGAAGGUACUUUUUGAUCACGUGAGAGUCGGCUUGUCCCAGCUCGUGGACGACAUCCAGUUGACUAUCUUGUCGAGAGAGAGUGAACUCGAUCAACUUGGCCCUAAUCGAGCUGCUGCUGAAGAGCAGCGGGCGUUCCUGGUGGGAUUGAAUUUUCUCCGAAAGAAUGGAUCGAUGUGGAACAUUACAAAUAGUGAAAGAGAUGGAGACCAAUCCAAUCACCACACUCGGAAGCAAGCAGUCGCAGAUGCUUAUGCGUUACUUAAACGCAACAAUAGUCAGGAACUGCUCGGACUACCAGAUCAUACCCUUGUUGGUGAGCUGUUUCGACAAUACAGCAAACCAUGGGAGAGACUUGCGCAGGCUCAUGUGAAGGAUGUAUGGGAUACCGUAAAUUCGUUCCUGGAUAUCUUGUUUAGGUAUCUGGCCAACGAGGAUACUUCCGAGAAUAUUCGUCGCUAUUGUCUCGCUCCGAAGAUGGUGGAGAGGCUCGAGUUGGCCUUUACAAAACUUGAUGAGCUACUGGUCAUCCACGAUGAACCGCCAAUGACGACCGAUCUUGAAUUUCUACGUCGCAGUAAGAUGCAGACUGCGGCAGGUGCUCAAUUCUUGUUUACCUCUGGCAACGGACGAGAGAAGGACGUAGUAGACUUUGCUGCAGCUGAGGAAGCAUUUGACAUCAUGCUGUCCUAUUAUGAAGUAGCUAUUGACCGAUUUGCAGAUAACGUUGCGUUGCUUGCAAUCCAGUCUUCCAUCGUUCGAGGAUUACCAGACAUAUUUUGCCCAACAUCUGUACUUUCAAUGGAUAACGCAACCAUCAAAAGUCUCGCUACAGAAGCCGAGGAAAGAAUUCUAGAACGAGAUGAUAUAACACGUAAACUCGAAGUGAUGAAAAAUGCAGCUCGUGUUUUCAAGCUGUAUAUGAGAAAGCCUCGAUCAGACGCGGCCCUGUUGUUCUCUAACAAUGGAGCUGCUUCGAAGCGGAGCUCGCACAUUCCACAUGCGGUAGAACUACAAGAGCGUUCAGACUCAUCACCGCGACCACAAUCGACCAAUGUCCAAAAUGAUGCAGCUUCCGUCAGUCUACCAAGAGAACAUACGUCCUGUGAACAAUUGCCGACAGUAUCUUCUCCACUGCUAGUCGCUCAAACACAAGAGGAUCGCGUGACUGAAAGGGGAACGGCGCCAUCAUCGAUCAGCAUCAGCGAGGCGGGAAUGGAUACUCCACAGACACCAAGUCCACUCGAAACCGAGUCGCCAUGCGUUCCACCUGUUUCACCGCCUACACCUCCUCCAUUCUCUCCGCCUGAGAUCCUCUUCGGUCAGACAACGAAGCUUACCUCCUCAGUGAAACGCUCAACAAAGAAGCCUAUUCGAGCAUUUGAAGCAUAUUCAGACGUCGGCGGAAGUCCUUUCCGCUUGCCCAACACAGGCGCGAUCAGAAACAAUCUAUCUUCAGCCCUUACAAGACAACGCCCUCCAAAACAUCUACUGCCGAGUCUAAGACGGCGUCUGGAUUAA